UCGAAUAAAGCCAGCUUUUAACUUUGCGUUUCCAUAUAGGCCAUGACGCGUUUUAGGUGUUGCUGUUUUAAGGCCUAAUGGAUGGAUGCGUUUAAGUUAUAGACAAUUGAUGAGUAAGAACGUUGUUUAUAUAACAUUAACCCAGACAAAGUAUUAUUCAUGGUAUAGCGCAUUUUGCGUUUGCUCUCGAUCAAGUUGCUUUGUUUAAGUGCUUUUAAAAGAGUGAAAGAAGUGAGAUAGUACUUAGACCAUUCCCUCGGCUCCCAUAAAGACACUCGAGACAUUAACCUUAUUUUCAUUUCCAGUAGACGCACAAACAUGAUGCCACACUAGUAGAUAAGAUGUACUAAGGUUUAAUAUAGGCUAAUGUAUUUUAUUCUGUCUGUUUGGGGUCAUCCGUGCAAAGCUUUAGCUUCUCAUAUUUGCGUAACCAUAGCCUCUCCACCUUCCAGUUAUGCUAUUUGAUGUUUGAUUAUUGAUUGGCACACUCCAUUGAUGUUCAUCCACAGCGCUCCUUAGAAGCCCCUGAAAGAGUGUGUGGGCCAAAGGGGCGAUGAGACUCCUGUAACUUCUGAAUGACCUCUUCAUCACAAAGACGGUCUCAGUCAAUUGUCUACCGGCUUUAUUCGUUUCUUUUUGUGGCAGAGGUCGCAUUGUAUCUUUUUAUUUGUUUACCAGUUAGAAUCUCUGGAUGGAGUUUGAUUUGUACGGUUGGAUAUUAAUAUGGCCUACAGGAAAACAAAUAUCUUUAUUAAUGUGCGUAUUUAUGCUUCAUUUUAAAUUGUUUAUAAUUAUGGAUUUUCAGGAAGGUUCACUGACCUUUGUUUAUAAGAAAAGUGUAGGCUGUUAAUUUUCAAGUUAAUUCUCAACCUUUGGGUGCAUUAGACACGCUACACCAUUAAAUUAUGUGUUCAAUCAAUCCUAACUGAUGAAAUUAUGUGAAGUUUGUUAAAUUUGCUGCUAGGUGUGUAUGGCUUCUUACCCGCUAAUAGACUCCCUUCACCUCGAUUGGCCAAAUCCGGUCACAUGGGUGGCUAACUUUAUUCAGUUGACAGCAAGUAGGAGGGCUUUAUGGAGGGAGGAAAAAAGACAACUCGAGAAAAAUUAGUAUUUUCUACCUUCAGAAAUUAAUGGCCAUGAGUUCGUACAUGGUAAACUCCAAGUAUGUGGAUCCCAAAUUUCCUCCAUGCGAGGAGUAUUCGCAAAACAGUUAUAUACCUGAGCAGGGCUCUGGAUACUAUAGUCCAUCGCAGGACAAUGAUUUCCAGCAUCCAGGGAUCUACUCACGGUCAAACUACACGGAGCAACCCUACAGUUGUAACACUGUGCAAGGCUCAACAGUACAGCCGCGGGGUCAUGUGCAGGAGCAAGGCAGCCAUCCCGGAUCUUUCCCCACUCAAGGCGAGCAGUGCUCUCCGAUCCCAAUAUCCGGCCCGAGGACUUGUGACCAACAACAAAACACAAAGAAUCAGAACGGCAUACAGAUCAGGCAACCUGCAAUAGUUUAUCCCUGGAUGAAGAAAGUCCAUGUUAGUACGGUGAACCCAGAUUUCACAGGAGCGGAACCCAAGCGCUCGCGGACAGCCUACACGAGACAGCAGGUUUUAGAACUAGAAAAGGAAUUUCAUUUUAACAGGUAUCUUACCAGACGGCGUCGCAUCGAAAUAGCGCAUACCCUUUGCCUCUCGGAGCGACAGAUUAAAAUCUGGUUUCAGAACCGAAGAAUGAAAUGGAAAAAAGACCACAAACUGCCCAACACGAAGGGAAGGUCGGCAUCGGCUGCAAAACACGUUCAGAAGGACAACCAGACAGAUAUCACAACUUUAUAAAAGAAAUGGAAACAUCUUACCCCAGAAGUACAGAUGAACUGUGUAUGAUAGACAAUACUUCGUUUGUCUUUGCAUGGUUUUAAAUCCUGACAUUCCAAUCUUUGAGCUAUUUAAUAUGAAGCAGAAGAACACAUCAUUACCAAACGCAGUAUUAAUGGAUGCAGUGAAAGGAGCCUAAAUACAGUUUUAAAUAUUGUAUGUAUGAAGUAGCAGAGGGCAUCACAACAUGAUUCACUGGCUGCCAUGAGGUACAAAUUAAAUAAAAAAAAGAUUGCAAUAUCUAUACAAAAGCAAGUGAGCUUUAGAAAUCAUGUUCUUUUUAUUAUUACUAUAUUUCCCGUGUAAUCACCACUCUCCAAAUGCAUUAUGGCCUGAGAUAAAUUCGAUAAAUUCUUCCAUAAACAAAGCAUUGGCUUAUGACUUUAGCUAAUAACUUAUUAAACUAUUUGAUCAAAGCUCAGUAAAUCAUUAAUAUCUGGCCUAGAAAAUAUUUGCAUUUAUUUACGGAUAUGGUUAACUAACUUUUUUUUUCUGUAUUGAAAAAUCCUAAAAUAAUUCAGUAACGGGUAUAGCUAACCAAACAAUUCGUUUUCUGUAUUGGGGGAAAACAAUCUUUAAAAUAAUUCAACGGUCUUAAAACAUUAAGAAAAAAAUUCUAGCAAUAUAGAAUGAACAGAAUAAACGUUCUUCGAAAAUUACUCUAAAACAGGAAGCGCAACAUUUGAAAUCUAUUUUACUUUGUUGACCAUAGUAUUGGAUACCUUGACGGCUAUAAAUCUCACUUGACAGUUUUGUAAACAAUGUACAAUUAAAGCAGCUGUAUAUCUGUCUUCCAGAUGUCAUCAGAAAUUCCUAAAUAAUAGUUCAUUUAUUGUUCCACGUACUUCUGGGUUUUAGCUAAACUUUCUUUUAUCUUCUUUUCUUUAUUUAUUAAAUGCCAGAAUAAGAAUGCUGAAAGUUCUUGUUUUUAAUUUCUAUGUGAAUUCAAGUGGUCGUUCCAUAAAUAUAUUAUGUUCAGUUAGAAAAAGUGCAUUAUUUUUUAUUCUAUAUAUUUCUGUAUUUUAUGCAUAUUUUCUACGAGCAUAUUUUCUAGUAAAUUAAUAAUAGAGCUCAUUAAGAAAAGGUUUAUCCUCAGACCACGAAUACCUUGUUGCAAUUUAAAAAAAAAAAAAAGAAAAAAAGGAAAAAAAAACAAUGUGUAUAGUUCGCUAAAAGAAAGUCGGUCUGCUGUUUUGGUUUCAUUAAAUUUUUAUUUUGAGCAACAGAGAUGGGCUUAGCUCUGAAAGUGUGAGUGGAGGUAUUCACGUCGUGAUUAAAGAUUGACUGUUCUACUGUUA
Molecule: messenger RNA, 3166 nt
Organism: Neoarius graeffei (lesser salmon catfish)
Lineage: Eukaryota; Metazoa; Chordata; Actinopteri; Siluriformes; Ariidae
Gene: hoxd4a
Product: homeobox D4a
Exons: 2
Coding region: 1131-1829 (232 amino acids)
Biological process (GO): embryonic skeletal system morphogenesis; anterior/posterior pattern specification; regulation of transcription by RNA polymerase II
Cellular component (GO): nucleus
Molecular function (GO): RNA polymerase II cis-regulatory region sequence-specific DNA binding; DNA-binding transcription factor activity, RNA polymerase II-specific
Source: RefSeq, a predicted model, not a curated record